Molecule: messenger RNA, 680 nt
Organism: Symbiodinium pilosum
Lineage: Eukaryota; Dinophyceae; Suessiales; Symbiodiniaceae
Source: the annotation of a GenBank genome assembly
GAACCAACCGCGAGAAGCAGGAGCGGAGUUCCGACGUCUCCCAGUACAACUUCAUCGUGAUCGACCGCGAGUUCGCAGCGCGCUAUCCCCAGCACCUGGGUGGCUUCCAGCACGUGCACUUCACCUUUGAAGAGUUCACGGACCCUGCGGUGUCUGCGAAGAUCAAGAAGCUGUCGAACUACAUGAACGGCUCCUUCGAGAACCGCUUCCAGAGAUUGGUUGACGACCCCGCGUCCUUGAAGAUCAUCCAGGAGGAGAUCCCGAAGCUGGUUCGCCCAGAUCACUGGAAGGCGGUCACGUCCUGGGCCGUGAACUUCGUGUCGAAGGCGGGAGGACGAACUUGGUCGCAGCUGGCAAUGCACGAGAAGUUCGAGAUCAUGUCCUAUGCCCUGCUCACGGGACGCUGCUAUGACGCCAUCCACACAGACCUGCAGCAGGCCGGCAACUUCGUGGACUUCAUGGAUGCAGCGCACAGCCGCGCUGGCUUGCGUGCGAUGAUGGAUGACCGGAGUAACCCGGAGACCUAUCAGGUGAGCCGCGUCGCGGAGAUCUUGCGCGACAAGGCGGUGACCUCACUGUGCACCGUCACGCUCACCUGGGGCGGCGACGGGCCGAACAAGUCGGACCUGGACUUGCACACGAAAGUGGACGGACAGGAGCUCUACUACAGCCGGAAGGUU